This is a messenger RNA of Anneissia japonica, 899 nucleotides long. RefSeq names its product 28 kDa heat- and acid-stable phosphoprotein-like. NCBI's taxonomy places the organism in Eukaryota, Metazoa, Echinodermata, Crinoidea, Comatulida, Comatulidae. The record is from RefSeq and is a predicted model, not a curated record. Gene Ontology annotation, cellular component: cytosol. The transcript is spliced from 6 exons. Bases 116 to 613 code for a protein of 165 amino acids. Gene Ontology annotation, molecular function: RNA binding.
CCCACACACAGACGCAGAUCGUCAAGCUACGUUGUUUCAGAAAUUCGAGGACGUCUCUGUGUACAAAUUUAUCAUUUUUUAGGCCCUAUAUAUCUUUAUAUUUUUCAAAUUCAGUAUGCCUAAAGGAAGAGGAGGAAAAGUUAAACACAAGGGACGUGGAAGAACAUUUCACAAUCCUGACGAAAUUGAUGCCCAGAUGAAAGACAACACAGAUGCUUGGAGGCAAAAGAAUAGAGAUAUGCCACCGAGUUCAAGUUCAGAAGAAGAAAGCUCCGAUGAAGAAGAUAGACCAACCAAAGGUAUUGAAGGACUUAUAGAAAUAGAAAAUCCCAACAGGGUUGCUAAUAAAAUGAAGAAAGCAUCAAAUUUAAAUGUAGAAACAGCCACAUCGGGAACUCAAAAUUUAUCACGAAGAGAAAGGGAAGAAAUUGAAAAACAACAAGCUCAUCAGCGGUAUUUGAAACUCCACGCAGAAGGAAAAACCGAUGAAGCAAGAGCAGAUUUAGCACGGCUACAAAUAAUCCGAAAACAACGUGAGGACGCCGCCAAAAAGAGGGAUCAGGAAAAGAAAGCAAAAGAAGAUGCAGCAAAAGCAAAAGCAAAGAAGAAAUGAUUAAUUCUAGUAGUAGGCUCGGCCAAUGCAUGAUGAACAGGACAACGUAUACCAGGACAACAAGGGUCUUCCCAUAGCAACACUUCAGGGAGGAGGAGCAUAACAAGCUGUCAUUGUCCAGUACAUUUACAUAAAUUUUAAAUUAAACAGAAUACAGUAAUUUCCAACACAAUAAAGCUUUAUCCACCCUAUCGAAUUUUAUGUGACAAAUGUGAGGUUUCACCACAAAAUUAGUCUCAUGGUUAGAAAAUCAAAAAUAGAGUUUAUAUUAUAUUUGGGUAGAUCA